GCAGAGCAAAUAAAGAAAAUAUCAAAUACUUCACACAUGGCUCGCUCAUUUAAAUCAUGUAAGGACUAUAUUUUUAAGCUAUAAACUUCCCUCGUAAGAUAAUUCUAAUUUACAAAAUAGCAUCUAGCAAAGUCGUAACAAUUUGUCAGAUAUUUCUUCCUUUUUUUUGGUGGGAAGUAAAAGCAUAGCAGAUUAGCAGACUAUAAUUUAAUAUAACCACUAAGAAAUGGGGCACUUAACAAGGAGGUGAAGAAUAAAGGAACAAAAAUCCAGUCAUUUUUAGCCUUCUUUGAAAUGCAAGAACAAUUAAAGCCUAUUGGGCUAGGGUUAGGUGAACACCCUAGUCUUUGACAAAGGGACCGAUGAGCCAAGAGGGAAAUAGCCAGGUUAAAAGCAAUAUUAAAGUGUUUGCGUAUGUACUCAGUAAUUUGGACAACAAAGAAUGCAACCAUCAAAACUGUAUGAAUAACUUGCAGCCAUUAAAACGGUGGGAACAGUGAAUUAUGUAAAAGAGGAGCUUAAAUAUAUUAUUCAAAAAUUAACAAACUGAUAAAACAAGGCACACGCUUUUGUGCAACAUAAUAAUAAAUAUAAGAUCUGCCCUUAUAUUUCAAAAGGCAAUUCAAAAGGCUUAAGCAGAAAGAAUCAAACCCCAACAGAAUAAAAGGGCGUCUCACAGUUGUUUCAUGAUAUGAAAAGAUAGAGAACACUAUCAUGAUAUCCCUAGCCGAUGUCUACCAUGUUGUGGAAGCCACUGUCCCUUUAUAUUUUGCCAUGAUCUUAGCCUAUAUAUCUGUGAAAUGGUUGAAACUUUUUACGCCAGAACAAUGCUUGGGCAUCAACAAAUUCGUGGCAAAAUUUUCAAUCCCAUUACUAUCUUUCAAAGUGAUCUCAGACAACAACCUCUACAAAAUGAACCUCAAGAUUUUGUAUGCAGAUUUCCUUCAAAAACUUCUCGCUUGCUUUAUAUUGGCAACUGCAGCCAAACUGAGUUCCAGAGGAAGCCUGGUUUGGGUUGUAACGGGUCUUUCAGUCUCAACAUUGCCUAAUACUUUGAUCCUGGGAAUCCCGCUUCUGAAGGCCAUGUUCGGAGAGGAAGCAGUAGACCUUCUUUCCCAGAUAAUCGUUCUCCAGAGUUUAAUUUGGUACAACCUCCUACUGUUCUUGUUCGAACUCAAUGCCACAAAAGAAUCUUACUUGAUUCCAUCAUCAGAGAUUGAAGUGGAGCAAGAGGCACCUGAAGAAGCACAGGCAAAGGAAGAAGGAGAAGAGGAAGGAGAAACCAGAUCUCCAAGAAAGAUGAAACUUAUGCAUAUCCUAAUAUCUGUAGGAAAGAAGUUCAUAGCCAAUCCCAACACCCAUGCAACUUUGGCGGGUCUUAUUUGGGCAAGCAUCCGUUUCAGGUGGGGACUGUCUCUGCCAACAAUUGUUCAAAAAUCAAUAUCAAUAUUGUCAGAUGGGGGACUUGGAAUGGCAACUUUCAGUCUAGGCCUUUUCAUGGCUUCGCAAGCUAGCAUUAUACCAUGUGGUACCAGAAAGGCUAUAUUGGCCAUGGCCAUGAAGUUUUUAGGUGGACCAAUUCUCAUGUCAGCAUCAUCACUUGCUAUUGGGGCGAGGGGAAAAUUGCUUAGAAUUGCCAUAGUGCAGGCAGCUCUUCCACAAGGAAUUGUUCCAUUUGUGUUCGCCAAAGAGUAUAACGUGCAUCCAGACAUCCUCAGCACUGGGGUAAUCUUUGGAAUGCUGAUUGCCUUGCCAAUUGCAUUGGGAUACUACUUCCUCUUGACAAUAUAAGUUGACACAUUUGACAAGGAACUUGGAGUCUCAACCGAUUAAGAGAAAACAGCUUGAUUACUAAGUGUAGCAUGAAGAAUUACCAAGAAAAAAAGAAUGUAAAUUUUAGACUUUUUUCAUUCUUUAAGAAACUGAUGACAAUUCCUAUAUUAGCAUACAGGCAGCAUGUAUAAUAAACAGAGAAGAAAGCCAUUAACUUGAA
This is a messenger RNA of Ipomoea nil (Japanese morning glory), 1993 nucleotides long. Its product is annotated as auxin efflux carrier component 8. Bases 715 to 1791 code for a protein of 358 amino acids. NCBI's taxonomy places the organism in Eukaryota, Viridiplantae, Streptophyta, Magnoliopsida, Solanales, Convolvulaceae. Gene Ontology annotation, molecular function: auxin efflux transmembrane transporter activity. The record is from RefSeq and is a predicted model, not a curated record. The transcript has 6 exons. Gene Ontology annotation, cellular component: endoplasmic reticulum; plasma membrane. Gene Ontology annotation, biological process: auxin polar transport; auxin export across the plasma membrane.